Molecule: messenger RNA, 1398 nt
Organism: Lolium rigidum
Lineage: Eukaryota; Viridiplantae; Streptophyta; Magnoliopsida; Poales; Poaceae
Exons: 2
Coding region: 51-1274 (407 amino acids)
Source: RefSeq, a predicted model, not a curated record
CCCACCCAAAAAGAUCCCUCUCCGUUCGCCGCUCCGGCCGUCUCCGUUCCAUGGCAUCCUCCUCCGCUUCCUCCUCCACCGGCGCCGCCGUCGCAUCCGUGCCCGGUACAACUUCCGGCGGAAGCAUAUUCCCAGGGCCACCUCCGCCAACGCCGUCGAACCACAAGCCGCUCCCCUCCACCGCCGCGGGGGGCACCACCGAGGCCGCGCUCUCUGCUUUCCUCAACCGCAUGCUCCUCUCCACACCGGCUCCAACCCUGCGCUCGCGGCCCUCCUCUCGCCUGAAAACCCGGACGUCGGCGCCUCCGAUUGUUUCGCUCGACUCCCCCGACUUGGCCCCCCUCUGCGCCGCCGCCGACGUGGGCUACUUCCACCUCGCCGGCCAUGGCAUCCCUUCCCAGCUACCAUCCUCUGCCCUCUCCGAGAUAUCUCUACUCGACGCGGCAGCGCUGCGCGCGACCAACCUCUGCACGCUCGGGUUCUCGGAGGAGGACCAGGAAGAAGCGGACGGAGGCGAUGACGACCCCGCGAUGGUGUUCGACGUCGACGAGCGCGGGAUGGACGCGCUCCCGGCGGCGGUGGAGUACGCGCGGAGGAUGAGGGAAGUGGGGAUGAAGGUGGUGCAGCUUCUGUCUAGGUGUCCUGAGGUGGGUUUCGCGGAGGAGCCGUUCGCGGAGGGAAAGAGGAAGCCGAGGUGCCUGGUGUGGGUCUCCAAGGCCGGCACGGGCGAGUCGGCGGCGGCGCCUCCGGCCGCCGGCAAGGCGAAGGCGUACCCGUACGUCCUGGGACUUCAUUCCCAGUGGGAGCAGGAGGCGGCUCCGUCGAGCUGGGUGAUGGACGACAACACCGGCGAGUGGACGGCCGUAGGCGCGUCCGACAGCGCUCUCCUGAUCACCAUCGGCGACAUUGCGCAGGUGUGGAGCAAUGGCAAGUUGAAGAAAGUGAGAGGGAUGGCUCGCCCCACCUCUGCCCCAAGCAGUGACGGGAACGCCGGCGAGCCAGGUCGCCUGUCCAUCACCGUGCUGAUCACGCUGCCGUUGGACAGCGUCAUCUCGCCGCUGGUGCUGCCGUUGGACAGCGUCAUCUCGCCGCUGGUGCCGCCCUCCGAUGCCGGUGAAGAGGGCUUGGGUGAGGAUGAGGAGAAGGAGGCAGAGGGUGCAGACGGCGAUGGCGAUGAAUGGAAGUUUCGCUCGUUUUCGCUGGAGGACUAUGCAUGGAGGGUUUACCACGAGCGGCUUCAGUUCAAAGAUCCGCUUGCCCGGUACCGGAUUUGAUAAGUUUGUUCACGAUUGCUCUGUAGCUUUGUUUGUUGGUGCAUGCGCACAUCUGCUUGUGGUCUCUGGGACUUCAUCGGAGUUGGGUUUGAAGAACGACAUGGGUAAAUCAUUUGUUGUUUCA